Messenger RNA from Capsicum annuum, 761 nucleotides. RefSeq lists its product as uncharacterized. The record is from RefSeq and is a predicted model, not a curated record. Lineage: Eukaryota; Viridiplantae; Streptophyta; Magnoliopsida; Solanales; Solanaceae. Bases 351 to 614 code for a protein of 87 amino acids. The transcript has a single exon.
CUAAGCCCAACCAACCAACCAACCAACCAACCAAUCCUCCAAGCUCAAGUAGUAAUAAUUGAAAUUCCAACUUCACCCCUCUUUCAUAGUGAAAAAAAUAAAAUGUAAGGACAAAAAUGUACCUCCAAAUCAGCACACAAAUGUAGGAAAACCAUACUCCAAAACCACAGGAAGAACGGGUAGAAGCCUCUAGUUUUGCUGAGCACCAAGCUUAUAUAUAUAUAAUAAUCCAUCCCAAAUAAUUCAACCAACACAAAAAACCAAAUCUUUGUAAAAGCACUAGCCUUCUUGAGCAAAUUAAAUUUUCAUAAUCUUAGCCAGAAAUUAAUUUCAAGAAUCAGGAUUGCAAGAUGAGUUCAACAAGCAGAGCAUGGAUAGCAGCAACUAGCGUGGGAGUAGUAGAGGCACUAAAAGAUCAAGGACUUUGUAGGUGGAAUUACACAAUCAGAGCCAUAAAUCAGCAUGUCAAGAACAAUAUAAGGUCAUAUUCACAAGCCAAGAAGCUCUCCUCCCAAUCUUCUCCUUUGGUUUCUACAAACAAAUUCGAAUUGAAGAAGCAAUCAGAGGAAUCUAUCAGAAAAGUCAUGUAUUUGAGCUGUUGGGGUCCUAAUUGAUCUAAUCCUAAUAGCACGUUAUAUUUAGUGUCAACUUUUUAUCUCAUAGUUUUUGACAAUAUUGUAAAAAGGAUAUUGAGAGCUUUGGCUAAAUUGCCAUUUCUGCAAUCCGAUUUCUGGAAAUUAUUAUUCAAUUGUGCUAUCUAA